GGAGCAGUGUGCGCAUGCCCAGAGCCGCGGAGGAGCGCAGCACAUGUACAGCUUGUACCGUGGAUCAAAUCACCGCGCACUGGUUCGUGUUUAAGCUGCUUUAAAACGGACCAAGCUCCGGGUGAAAGGAGACGUUUAUUCAGCGAAGAUGCCUGCUAUGACAAUUCAAUAAGACGAGAGAGGAGGACGGCGAGCAGGAAAGUGUCCGCCCCAGCAGCUCGUGGAAAAGGCGCGAAGGAGUCCUCAAGGUAAAAAAGCAGAGCAGGGCGAGGAGGAAGAGGAGGAAGGAAGGAAGGAAGGAAGGAAGGAAGAAGAGAGGAAGAGGCAAGAGAAAAGCGGAGGAUAAACGGUGGAUGGAGGCGGCUCGGACCGGGGCUACGGAGCGCUCUUCACUGACGAGGAAGGAGGAGAAGAAGAAGAACAGCAGCAGCAGCAGCAGCAGCAGGAGCAGCAGGGGGGAGAGGAGAUGGAGGCAAAAGGGAGAAACAUGCCCUCAGAUAUCAGCUUCCUUCCCCGCCCGGCCAUGGUGUGGUGGGAGCGAGGCAUUCAGGUGCUGCUGACCACCAUGGGAGCGUUCGCAGCUUUCGCCCUGAUGACCGUGGCCAUCGGUACGGACUACUGGCUGUACGCCCGGGCGUUCAUCUGCAACAGCACGGCCAACUCCUCCCAGGAGGACUCCAACAAUAAGGACAAGAAAGACCCCGGGGCCCUCACCCACUCUGGGCUCUGGAGGAUCUGCUGCCUGGAAGGUUUGAAGAGAGGUGUGUGUUCCCAGAUCAAUCAUUUCCCAGAUGACGCAGACUACGACCAAGAUGCCGCCGAGUAUCUGCUGCGUGUGGUGAGAGCUUCCAGCAUCUUCCCCAUCCUCAGCGCCAUAUUGCUUCUGCUGGGAGGAGUGUGCGUCGCUUCCAGCAGCUUCUACAAGAGCAAGAGGAACAUCAUUCUCGGUGGAGGGAUUCUCUUCGUGGCUGCAGGACUCAGCAACAUCAUCGGAGUGAUCGUGUACAUCUCUGCAGCCUUGAGCGACAUCUCCCCCAAGAAGGACGAGGACAAGAAGUGGCACUACUCCUACGGCUGGUCCUUCUACUUUGGCGGCCUGUCCUUCAUCCUGGCCGAGAUGGUUGGCGUCCUCGCCGUCAACAUCUACAUCGAGAAGAACAAGGAGCUGCGCUGCCGCUCCCGCACCGACCUCUUCAAGAGCACCACUCACGCCGUGCUGCGCCUGCCCAGCUACCGCUUCCGGCGGCGCUCGCGCUCCAGCUCGCGCUCCACCGACCCGCCGCGCUCGCAGGAGACCUCGCCCAUCGGAGUUUCCAAGACCUUCAGCCUGCCGCCGUCCGCGCCGCCUUUCUCCGUGGCCACGCUGCCCAACCCGCACCACACCAGCAGCGGCGGGAGCGGAGGGGGCGGAGACAUCUCCAUGUACACCCUGUCCAGGGACUCCAAGCUGGGCAGCCUGGGUGGUGGUGCCCCACCUCUGUACGGCACGGUGGACCGCGCCACGCUCUACCAGCUCCACAACUACUUCCCGAAAGAUUCCAGUGGCGGCAGCGGAGGAGGAGGAGGAGGAGGAGGAGGUGGAGGCGGCGGCGGCAGCGGAGGAGGAGCGGUGAUAAGCAGCGGUACGCUCCCAUCUCACUCCAAGUCCAACCUGGCGGCGGCAGCGGCGGCGGCUGUUUCCCAGAAUGCAGCGCCGCUCAAUACCUCCACGUCAGCCGCUGCCCCGUCCCAGUCGGCCCCCAUAUCUACAGCCACCAUGGAGAGAGACCGGGGCAACGUGGGAACCCUGGACCGGCUGACGGCCAAAAGGGACAGGGAUAGCAACUCAGAUACACUUAACAGGAAAACCACGCCAGUUUAAAACUAGACCUCAGAGGGCAGGAGGGUAAAGGGAGGGAGGAAGAGAAGGGCUGAAAAUGUGCGGGUGACAUUACAACGUGUCUGUCCUGGAGCCUGAGGUUCCACGCUGCCAUAAAUACUAGAAAUCAUAAGCAGUCAUAAGAGAAACCCUGACGUCCAACAUGCAACAAGUUCAUGACAACUGCCUUAAAUUCGGUCAUGACUUCGAAUGCAACGGCGCAACCGAGGAUUCGGGAGGUUUCGCUUUUCAUGCACAAGUAGUCUCAGAGAGCAGCCAAUUUCAGUUUCUCAAAAACAGACACAGGAAGCUUUAAUCUUGUGUGUUUUACGAGUGAUAAGACGACGAUAAGGCAUCUUUUCACACUGCAAAGCUCUUAAGUAAACCGUAAAAAACCAAAAUGGCUUUUUCAAAAGCAGGCGCCACACACGGGUACAUUCUGCCAAGUAUCGGGCUGCUCCGUGAUGAGUCGACUGACAAUUUAAGGUCGACGGUAGCUACUUAACCUCUGGUCCCAGGAGGGCGACCUCAGCCAUAUCUAACCUAUUACCACCACACACAGCACAGCACAGCACAGCACAGGAGGCUGCCACACUGUGAGCCUAUUUAUUUUUCAUUGUGUGUCAAAGGUAAUUACUGUGACAGAUGGGCAUUCACCACGGUCCUUGUGAAGGGAACAGCCAUUUGACUUCAAGUGUCAACCCCCCCACCCCCACCCCCACCCCCCAAAACGCCUCCAUUACACCACGGCCGGUUGCCACAUUCUGGUGAAAUAUCGCCACAUGAUUUCCAUCCGAGCAGAGUAAAUUCGACCGACUUUGAAUCUCUUUGUUGCUUCGCUAUGACCAAAUGGACGUAAAAUGCACAAAAAUAAUCAAGAUGCUAUAAUAAUUUGUGAUAUUAAGAGCAUUAAUUCACCCUACAUUGACAAAUUCAAUGAUUAUACAUCUUUAAAUCCUAGUUUUCUAAUAUAUCUUUCCAAAGUAUCUGCUUUUAGUUACACUGCAACCUCUAAAACAUCAAAAGUAAGAGCAGGAUUAUAGUUACUUUUCCUACAUGCAGAUCACAGGUGAAUUAUGGUAAUAAUCAGGAAAGUAGAAAAAGAACCAACUUCAAAGUCGACGAAAGUGCUUUUGCAGAUGGACUUUUUAUGUGUGAUAUGUAAUUCCUCAAAACUGAUAUCAGGGUGCAUAUGACUGCUUAUGAUGAUGGUGAUCAUUUGAUAUCAAAGGCUCCAAGGCAGCGUGCGUUGAGUGCUCCCACAAAGGGCUGCCAAAUAAAAGAAAGAAGGAAAAAAUAAGAAA
This is a messenger RNA of Mugil cephalus (flathead mullet), 3162 nucleotides long. RefSeq names its product voltage-dependent calcium channel gamma-4 subunit-like. Lineage: Eukaryota; Metazoa; Chordata; Actinopteri; Mugiliformes; Mugilidae. The record is from RefSeq and is a predicted model, not a curated record. Gene Ontology annotation, cellular component: postsynaptic density membrane; AMPA glutamate receptor complex. Gene Ontology annotation, biological process: postsynaptic neurotransmitter receptor diffusion trapping; regulation of AMPA receptor activity; neurotransmitter receptor internalization. The coding region runs from base 467 to 1861 and encodes 464 amino acids. The transcript has 6 exons. Gene Ontology annotation, molecular function: voltage-gated calcium channel activity; channel regulator activity.